Nestor notabilis (Kea) is the source of this 3366-nucleotide messenger RNA. Its product is annotated as serine/threonine-protein kinase 10-A-like. Lineage: Eukaryota; Metazoa; Chordata; Aves; Psittaciformes; Psittacidae. The transcript is spliced from 17 exons. Gene Ontology annotation, molecular function: protein serine/threonine kinase activity; ATP binding. The record is from RefSeq and is a predicted model, not a curated record. Gene Ontology annotation, biological process: protein phosphorylation. The annotation marks the transcript as partial.
ACCUGGCUGGUGCUGGGGGAGGUGGGUGAUGGAGCCUUCGGCAAGGUCUUUAAGGCACAGAACAGGGUGACGGGGGUGCUGGCAGCCGCCAAGGUCAUUGAUGCCCCGAGUGAGGAGGAGCUGGAGGACCAUGUGGUGGAGAUCGAGAUCUUGGCCUGUUGUGACCACCCCAACAUCACCAAGCUGCUGGAUGCUUUCUACUGGGAUGGGCGGCUCUGGAUCCUGGUGGAGUUUUGUCCCGGAGGGGCCGUGGAUGCAGCGAUUUUGGGGCUGGAGAAGGGGCUGAGCGAGGAGCAGAUCCGAGGUGCCUGCAGGCAGCUCCUGCUGGCGCUGCAGUACCUGCACGGCUGCAGCAUCAUCCACAGGGACAUCAAGGCUGGCAACAUCUUGCUCACCCUCGAUGGGGACAUCAAGCUGGCUGAUUUUGGGGUUUCGGCCAAGAACUCCAGCACCGUCCAGCGGCGCGUGUCCUUCAUCGGCACCCCUUACUGGAUGGCCCCAGAGGUGGUGCAGUGCGAGAUGUCCAAGGAGAGCCCCUACGGCUACAAGGCUGACAUCUGGUCACUGGGCAUCACCCUGAUCGAGAUGGCCGAGAUGGAGCCCCCCUACCAUGAGCUGAACCCCCUCCGGGUGCUGCUGAAGAUCACCAAGUCCCAGCCACCCACCUUGAGGCACCCCAAGAGGUGGUCUGAAGACUUCAAGGACUUCCUGAGGAGAUCCCUGGAGAAGAGACCUGAGGAGCGGUGGUCGGCCACCCAGCUCCUGCAGCACCCCUUUGUGGUGGGCAUCUCCGACAAGCGGCCGCUCCGGGAGCUGGUGGCCAAGGCCAGGGCUGAUGUGCUGGAGGAGGAGGAUGAGGAGGAAGGUCUGGUCCUCUCGCUGGUGGCAGAGCCCAGGACCAGGAAAUCGUUGGACUUCUUGAAGCAGAGGAGAAGGUCCCCACCGGAGCCCAGGCUCUCCAUGAGGCUCCCCAAGAGACCACCCGAGUUCCUGAAGCUGCUGCGGCGCAGGUCGUUCUUUGGAGGGAUGAAGUCCCAGGAAGCAGUUAAGGAUCAGCCGGGGCCAGAGCUGGGUGUGAUGGAGAUGACGCCACUGGAUGCUCCUCGAGGGACAUCGGUCCCAGCAGAGGCUGGAGGAGAAGCUCCAGGGUGUGAAGAGGAGGAGACCAGCCCUCCGGGGACUCCCUGCGAUGUGACUGAGAUGCCCUCAGGGCCACAGCGGGCAGGAGACCUUGUGGGGCUGCAAGAGCAGAAGACAGAGCCCCAGGAGGAAACCCAACGUGCUGACGCACCACCGGUGACCAAAGUGCCCAUGGAGCAGUGGCUCGAAGCCCAACCAAGUCCCGCUUCCAUCCCCAAAAGGAAUAGAGAAGAGGAGUUGAGCAGAGACCCCACUUGUACCUCGUUGGCCCAACCUGCACCCAUCUAUGGGCGCUGGGGCAGAGCAUCAGCCGUGGGGCAGCUGGUGGCAGCCCUGGACUUGGGGACCACAGGGACCAAGCCCCAGAGCUUCACGUCACUGGCAGAGCAGCAGCACCAGGUUACUCGGUUGUUGCAAGACCUGAAGCCCAUCGCUGAGCCCAUGGACCUGGGUGAGCAGGAGGUGGGGAGGAGCAAGGAUGAAGCCACAGACAACGCUCAGCCUGGGGUGGAAGCUUGUCCCAUUGAAGGUCUGGUGCCAGCAGAAGCGACGCUGGAAGAGGGUGUUGUCCAAGGGUGUUUGGUUGUAGACCAUAAAGCAGCGGGAGAUGCAGCCAGGCCUGGGGAAGAGAUGCUGGAAGGAGAAGAACUGGGGACAACCUCUAUAGCGGGUGCAGGACAGGGACCUGCAAGGGAAGAGGCCCAGAAUUCCUCUUCGAUGGAGAUCCUGGUGCCUGUUAAAGAUGGAACAGAAGAGAAAGUGGGAAACAGCCCCAGGGACAAGCCAGGAGCUGGGAAUGGCUGGAAAGGACACCAGGAAGAGGAUGGAGAGCUUGGAGAAGAGAGGGUGCAAAUUGCUUCAGCUCCUGAAGGGCCCUCAAAGGAUGGACCUGGAGAGGAGACGGGUGGUUUGGAGGCUCGUGGAGCAAUGCCAGAGCCCCAGGAGGCCCUCGGUGGGAAUGUAAAGGCCAUAAAAAGCGUGAGGUUCAAUGUUGUCCUUGUCCGUGCCUCUUCCCAGGCACGGGCAGUGUGGGAAGUGGAUCCAUCCAUCGCAACAAAGCAUGGAGAGGAGCACCCUGCGGAUGGACAAGGUCCAAGUGUGCUCCCUGCAGCAGCACAGCCUUUGCCUGAGGAAGCCCAGGAGAUGCAGGAACCUGCCUGGCUCCAAGGGAUGGUCAAGGAACCCCCCAGGUUUGGGGAGUUUGGGGAGGACGUGACCACCACCAGAACCAUCGGCAAGGCCGGGAUGAGGGAUGAGAUGAUGCGCUCUGCUCGGCGCCAGGAGCUCCAUGAGCUGCGGGUGCUGCAGAAGGAGGAGCAGCGAGCUCGGAGCCGCCUGGAGCACAAGUUCCACCACCAGCGGGAGCAGAUGUUCCGCCACAUCGAGCAGGAGAUGAUGAGCAAGAAGGAGUUCUAUGACCGGGAGGUGGAGACCUUGGAGCGGCGACACCGGCACCUGAAGGAGCAGCAGGAGCUCAAGUACACGGUGAAGCUGCGUGAUGAGGCCAAACGCCUCAAGUCCCUCCAGGAGAAGGGCUGUGGGAGGAGGAUGCAGGAGCUGAAGAGGGAUGGGAAAGAGGAGCAGCGGUUCCUGCAGCAGCAGCAGGAGGAGCUCAACGCAGCCCUGCAGAAGGUGGUCCAGGAGCACAAGAAGAAGAUGCUCUCCAUCGACUGGGAGUGCAUCAGCAGGAUCCACAGCCUCCGGAGAGCCCGGGAGUCCGUGGUGUGGAGCAUGGAGCAGGGGCACCUGCAGGAGAAGUACCAGCUCUUCAGGCAGCAGGUGAAGGAGCAGCACGCGGCGCAGAGGCUGCAGCUCCGCAAGCGCCAUGAGAAGGAGAUGGAGAGGAUGAACCGCUUCCACCAGCUCUUGCUGGAGGAGCUGAGGAGCCAGGAGGCGCAGGAGCGGGCUCAGCCGCUCAAAAGCCAGCGCUGCGCCACCAAAACCCGCCUGGCCCUCUUCAAGGACAACCUGAAGAUGCAGGAGGCUCAUGGGGGCAAGCAGAGGGAGAGGACCAAGCAGCGUGAGAAGAUGCAUCUCUUGGCCGAGCAGGAGCGGCGGCAGCUGGGGUGGCUGGACCAGGAGCAUGCUAUGGAGCUCGGUGCGUGGAGGCAGCGGCUGGCAGCCCGCAUGGAGGUGCUGGAGGAGGAACUGGGGAACGCGCUGCUGGAGCUGCACGGCACCCACAGCAGCACCGGGAUCACCCGCUGCUUCCACCUCCCCUCCUGA